UGCGUGAGCUGCUCACACAGCGUCUCCUGAACAGAACACACCUCGACAAUGUUAAUCAACAUCUCACGAUAUUAUAAACAUAAAGUAUUUUUGUUGAAAUAUAUUCUCUGAGGCAUAGUGAGGAACUAUUUUGGGUGCAUCCUCGGGUCAUGGCGAGCGCAGCUCCCGCUGACAACGUGGACCGUGAGUUGACCUGCUCCAUCUGCCUGGAAACGUUUGACUGCCCCUCCACGCUGAGCUGCGGCCACUCGUUCUGCCUCCAGUGCCUGGAGGAUGCCUGGAAGGAGACAGACUUCUACUGCUGCCCGCAGUGCCGCAAGACCUUCCCUCGACGACCCCAGCUGACCAGGAACGUAACGAUCGCCAACCUCAUAGAGCAGCUGCGAGUAACUGAGACCAUGGCUGCUGCUGUAUUCUGUGACAACUGCCCAAAAGGCAAGACGCUUGCAGUGAAGACCUGCCUCAGGUGUGAGACGUCCUUCUGCAGGGAACACCUCGUGCCUCACCUGAAAAAUACGAAGUUUAAAGAUCACGUCCUGGUUUCAUCAGAUGUGAACCCUGAAGAACGCAAGUGCAAGAGGCACAACGAGGAGCUCAAGUUCUACUGCAAGCAAGACCUCAGCCUCGUGUGCAGGGACUGCACCAUCGCAGGAGACCACACGGGUCAUAAGUUCGUCACACUGGAGGAUGAGCAUCAGACACGGAAGAAUGGAGUUGGAGCAGAGACGCGAGCGGUGGAGGAGAAGAGGAAGAAGGCGGAGGCGUCCGUGGGACGGAUGAAGGCCGCUCGCAAGGCCGUGCAGGAUUCCAUGGUCCAGACCAAGGCUCGCAUCUCAGGUGAGUUCACCCGUAUGAGGGCGACGCUGGAUGAAGAGGAGAGGGCAGCUCUGGAUCGCGUGGACAUGAAGGGGCGUGAGCUCCUGUCCCAGAUCAAGGAGAACAUCGCUCAUUACAAACGUGAGAUCAGCGACCUCCAGGCAGCAGCAACGCGCCUGCGCGCUCUGCAGGAGGAGAGGGACUCGCUCACAUUCCUGCAGGUUCACCUAAAGGAGACAAACCGGAGAGACGCUCAGAAGGGAUCUCCACCCUCAUCUCCCAAAAAAAAAGACAUCGCCUCGAUCAGUGCCCUGCAGGGAGCUGUGGUCAACCUGCUGGCAUUCAUGUAUGGACGCUCACCGACUCUGGACCCAAACUCGGCCUACAACAACCUCCAGAUUUCCUCGGACCUCAGGACGGUGACGCUGACCGCUGUCUCCCAGGGUCGCCCCGAUCACCCAAACCGCUUUGAUGCCUGGGACCAAGUCCUGUGCUCCGAGAGCUUCUCGUCGGGUCAGCACUACUGGGAGAUGGACCUGGGGGGUGCGGCGAGGAGCUGUAAGGUUGGAGUCGUGUACGGGACGAUCGCACGGAAAGGGGGUGGUAAAGAGUGCAGCCUUGGACAGAACGACUCAUCCUGGGUUUUAUAUAAAGAUUACAACAGCUGCUACGUGCUUCAUGGUGAUGUCUGGACCUCAGUGCCGGUGAGGAAUCCUCCCCGGAGAGUCGGGUGUCACCUGCACUGGGAGGCGGGGCUGCUGUCGUUUUACCGCGCCGACUCCAUGGAGUUGCUGCACUCCGUCCACCACUCGUUUAGUCAACCGCUCUACCCCGCGCUGUGGGUGUAUGGUGGUGAUGUUGGUAACUCAGUGAGGAUUCUGGAUCUGAGUCAUGGACGCUCACCGACUCUGGACCCAAACUCGGCCUACAACAACCUCCAGAUUUCCUCGGACCUCAGGACGGUGACGCUGACCGCUGUCUCCCAGGGUCGCCCCGAUCACCCAAACCGCUUUGAUGCCUGGGACCAAGUCCUGUGCUCCGAGAGCUUCUCGUCGGGUCAGCACUACUGGGAGAUGGACCUGGGGGGUGCGUGCCUGGAGGACGCCUGGAAGGAGAUAGACUCCUACUGCUGCCCGAAGUGCCGCAAGACCUUCCCUCGACGACCCCAGCUGACCAGGAACGUGACAAUCGAACGCAAGUGCAAGAGGCAAAACGAGGAGCUCAAGUUCUACUGCAAGCAAGACCUGAGCCUCGUGUGCAGGGACUGCACCAUCGCAGGAGACCACACGGGUCAUAAGUUUAUCACACUGGAGGAUGAGCAUCAGACACGGAAGGUGGCCUACUUCGAGGAGGCCUACUUCGAGGAGGGCGCUCGUCAAACAGGCGAGAAACCGUACAUGUACGACGAUUGA
Lethenteron reissneri (Far Eastern brook lamprey) is the source of this 2228-nucleotide messenger RNA. Its product is annotated as E3 ubiquitin-protein ligase TRIM7-like. Lineage: Eukaryota; Metazoa; Chordata; Hyperoartia; Petromyzontiformes; Petromyzontidae. The record is from RefSeq and is a predicted model, not a curated record. Gene Ontology annotation, molecular function: protein binding; zinc ion binding.